GUGGAAAAAAGAACAUCUUGUUUGCAGCAAUUUUUCAAUACAGAGUUGGAGAAAGAUAUGAAGACAUCUCCUGCUUCUAACAUUAGCAAUGACAUCUUUGCAGAUUAUGCCAACCAGACAAAAACGACGGCAUUUUCCCAGCCUGGCUGGCAAAUAGCAAUUUGGGCUAUCACCUAUUUAUCCAUGGUAAUUGUUUCAGUUGUGGGCAAUGGCACUGUCAUUUGGAUUAUCUUGUCUCACCGACGGAUGAGGACCGUUACCAAUUAUUUCAUUGUCAAUUUGGCUCUCUCCGACCUACUCAUGACAGCUUUGAACACCGUUUUCAAUUUUAUUUAUGCUAGCCACAAUGUCUGGUAUUUUGGCAAAGGAUUCUGUCAAUUUAUUAACUUUCUUCCUAUUACUGCCAUGUUUGUGAGCAUUUACUCUAUGACGGCUGUUGCAGUGGAGAGGUACAUGGCUAUAAUUUACCCCUUCAAGCGAAAACUGUCUGCUGGGAACACUAAAGUGAUCAUAGGAAUCAUAUGGCUGGUGGCUUGUGGACUUGCCUUUCCCCAGUUCUUUUAUGCCCAAAUAAUCAUUGAUGAAGGAACACCCAAAUGUAUCAUUAUCUGGCCGGGUAACAGUGAACACAGAAGACUCACGUAUCACAUUUCAGUCAUCGUCUUGGUUUAUCUGCUGCCCCUCACAGUGAUGUUUAUUGCAUACCGUGAAAUCGGACUGACUCUGUGGAACAAUGCUGUGCCUGGAGAUCAUGCCAACAUUGUCUACUACCAUCAUCAGAUUAAUGCCAAAAAAAAGUUUGUCAGGACCAUGGUCGCUGUGGUGAUCACAUUUGCCAUCUGUUGGUUUCCUUAUCACUUCUACUUCAUCUUGGGAAGCAUCUGGAAAGAACUUAACGAGAAGAAAUACAUUCAACAAGUGUACUUGGCAGUAUUUUUCCUUGCCAUGAGCUCUGCAAUGUAUAGCCCGAUUAUAUAUUGCUGCCUUAAUCAAAGAUUCCGUUCUGGUUUCAGGGUGGCUUUUCAAUGUUGCCCAUGCAUCAAUGCAACAGAAAGAGAUAAACGUAACCUUACAUAUCCAUCACCUUUACACAAGAUCCAGAGAGACCAGACCUCCAACCUCCAAACAAGCACAGGAACACAGAUCACUAAUGACAAGAUAUCAUUCAGUAAUGUGCAUUUGGUAGUUUGAGUUUCCAAAUGGCUGCUUCUUAUCAUGUUUCAUCGUUGCAGAUUUUGUUAUAUUACUGAGAAAAAAAGCUGUCCAAUUUUGAGUGUUCAUUGUAGUAUGAGAUGCAUGCAAUACAAUUCAUCGAGAUAAA
This is a messenger RNA of Anolis carolinensis (green anole), 1321 nucleotides long. RefSeq names its product tachykinin receptor 2 (gene tacr2). Bases 58 to 1191 code for a protein of 377 amino acids. Lineage: Eukaryota; Metazoa; Chordata; Lepidosauria; Squamata; Anolidae. Gene Ontology annotation, biological process: positive regulation of flagellated sperm motility; G protein-coupled receptor signaling pathway. The transcript is spliced from 5 exons. Gene Ontology annotation, molecular function: substance K receptor activity. The record is from RefSeq and is a predicted model, not a curated record. Gene Ontology annotation, cellular component: sperm midpiece; plasma membrane.